CGCGUAUCAUCCGUAGACUUCUGGAAUAUAUCGAAUUCGUUGUGUUGGGAGGAGAAUCGGUAACGUCGCGACACGCGAUCAUGAUUUCCCUAUUAAUAAAAUUCACGUAGAUUUCGCGAGCGAGGGAAUCGGCUCACUGUCGUAUGCUCGUGUACGCUAGCGUGAGAAAAAUUCGCUGCUCUUAUACGGGUGUGCGGUAGGGCUCUCCGAUCAAUCUUCAAGUUCACGACCCCGCGCUUAUUUGAUUCAACUCGGUGGUCACCUACGGGUGAAUAGAGAUGGCCACCCCACAAACUCCAGGUAUGGAUCCCUGGGUGAUCCAAUCCAGGGAACGUGCAAGAUACAGAGAGCAGUUUGAAUCUUUAAAGCCAAUCAAUGGUGUUGUCACCGGGGAACAAGCAAAGGAGUUUCUACUUAAGUCUCAGCUUCCACCUCUCAUCCUUAGUCAAAUAUGGGCGCUAUCAGACACAGAUGCGGAUGGCAAAAUGGAUAUAAACGAGUUCAGUAUUGCGUGUAAAUUAAUCAAUUUAAAGUUGCGGGGCUUCGAAAUUCCGAAAGCGUUGCCACCGAUUCUGGUGCAGAGCUUAAAGGCGCUUUCCGUUAGCGAUACUAGUGCAACAAACUUAACAAACGGAAGUGCUGGUAUACCUCCGCCGAGUAAUGUUGCUUCUUUAGUGAAUUUAACUGGAGCGCCACCAGUGCCGGUGCAGCCCUUAAUGGGUUGGAGUCCUAUGACUGGAUCAGUUCCACGUCCUCUUAUAGGUCCUCCACCGUCAAAUGGAUCAUUACCUGGGCAUCCGAUUAGACCAGCCUCACCAAUGACUUUACCAGCAUCACGACAAAGUAGACAGAAUGUGGCUGCUGCUAUACAUGCCACAACUCACACACCGUCAAAGCCACCCGCUCGACCUGCACCACCCUCUGUGGGAAUCGUGCCUUCUACAAGUACUACCACUACUACUACCCCUAGUGGUGCUCCUCCUCAAAGACCUGCACCACCCACAGAUAUUGGGCCAAAUUUUCAACCUACUAUCAGUGGCCCGCCGCCGAAACCUGCACCACCUUCGUUUCCCAAUAGUCCAGUGGCAGCUGGAAUGUCACCAGUGAAAGUGCCACCACCUGUGUCAGCUACACCAGUGCUUCCUCCAGUUCAGCCGAUACAAUCAAUGGCUACUUCUGCCAUAGAUUUACUUGAUCUUGAUUUACCAGGUAUGCCCGCAGUAGCACCAGUAGCACCCUUAAAUACAAAUCCAACUCCAAUCGCAGCUUUUGGUAUGGGACCUGCAAUGCCAAUGCAACCAUUGAGUACUGCUAUGGGUGCUCCACUUGCUGGCCCUACUAUUGUACCAUCUGUUGCACCGAUGCCUACUGGUACUGGUGUCGUCUCAACCCCUCCGGUUGUAGGUUUACCCCUAGUGUCAUCCACCGCAGCAAGUGGCGCGUUAGUGAACGGUGUGAUUGCUCAGACUCCAGUAUCCACGAACACACCGUUAAGUACAACAGCACGUCCGCCAAGCAUAGACAGAGUUGGUUCAGUUGAUUCACAGCACAGUCAGCACAGUCAGAACAGUCAGCACAGUCAACAUAGUCAACACAGUCAGCACUCAGUGGGCUCUCCGCAGUCUGUAGAAUGGGCUGUGCCUCACCAGACGAAAUUAAAGAACACUCAGUUGUUCAACACUUGGGACAGAACACGGUCCGGUUUCUUGUCUGGACCCCAGGCUAGAAAUAUCAUGGUGCAGUCGCAGUUGCCACAACUAAUAUUGGCACAGAUAUGGGCGUUAGCGGACAUGGACUCGGAUGGUCGGUUGAGCUGCGAUGAAUUUGUGUUAGCGAUGCAUUUAUGCGAAAUAGCUAAGGCCGGUCUUCCAAUCGAACUGAUUCCACCUGCGUUUAGACGUCAGCGGCAAAGUAGUCUGACACUUUCACAAAGUGGUGGACCGGAGAACGUGGAUCCAUUGGCUGGUAUGCCGCAGACAUCCUUCGAAGAUAAACGUAAAGAAAAUUUUGAAAAGGGUCAAGCAGAGUUAGAGCGUAGACGUAAAUAAGAGCGUGAAAGGAAAGAAAGGGAUGAAGCAGAGAAACAAGAGAAAAUCAGAUUAGAGCAGGAGAGACGUAGACAAGCAGAAAUCGAAAAGCAAAUGCUGAGGCAAAAGGAGAUCGAACAGGAGAAAGAGGAGCAACGGAAACGAGCGCAAGAACAGAGGGAAGCAGCGCGGAAAGAAAUGGAGAGGCAAAGGCAGUUGGAAUGGGAGAAACAAAAGUCACAAGAACUGCAGGCGCAAAGGCAAAAGGAACAGGAUGUGCUCCUCAAGCUGAAAGCAAAGAAUCAAACGUUAACCAUUGAACUUGGAACACUCAAUGACAAAGUGAAGGAGCUGUCGCAAAAAAUCUGUGACACUAGGGUGGGUGUCUCCGGUGUAAAAACGACCAUCGAUGGAAUGCGGUCGACUCGUGACGCGCAGUUACAGGAGAUGGCUGCAUUGAAGAACAAACUUCGAGAACAAAACCAAAGAUUAUUAGCUUUGAGCCAAGACAAGGCUCGUAUCGAGGCGAAGAACAGGAUGAACGCAGCUAUGGAAUCCGCGGGUCAGGAAGCUGUAAAGAUGGCGUUCGACAACAAAGAGAUCACCCUUAAGCAAAUGAAGGAUAAGAUUGCUGAUUUGCAGGAACAGAUCGAGGCGAAGAUGGCUGACAUAGAAAAUAACAACGGCCAGCUUCAAGAUAUUAAGACACAAAUACAAGAUUUAGCCACCGAUUGCAAGACUCUUUUCGUAACGUUCGAAGAUAAGAAGAUGAAGGUCUUAGAACUCAGAGCUACCGGUGGUGUCAGUGCUGGGACCGAUUAUACGUCUGCAUGGGGUGACAGCGCUUGGACUGAUACUAGCGAGGCAGUUAAUGAUAAUGACUGGCCUGUCAGCGACGCUACUACAACUAACGCGGUGGAGGAAAUUACUCCCGGAGUGAUGAAAUAUAGGGCUCUUUAUGAAUUUGUAGCCAGAAAUCAGGAUGAAAUAUCAUUUCAGCCUGGCGAUAUUAUUCUGGUACCACCCGUUCAAAAUGCCGAACCAGGAUGGAUGGCUGGUGAAAUUCGAGGUCAUACUGGUUGGUUCCCUGAAUCUUACGUCGAACCGGUGGACGCUGUAACGGGAAGUGAAAAUGUUUUCGUACAACAGGAUAGCGUGGAAAAGAGAACCUUAGAAGGAAUAGCUGAAGUUCCGGAAAAUGUAUCAGACGCUGGAUCAUUGGGCGGAGAAGCUCCUGUUGUUGAACCUAUCAUACCUACCCUUGGACUGGGCGUUGCCUGUGAUAUUCAAGUAACAACUCUGUACCAAUAUCAUCCUACGACGGAACAGCACUUAACCUUUGAAAAGGGAGAUAUAAUUAAAGUCAUUGAACAGCAGGGUGAUUGGUGGUAUGGUACGUCCAGUACCGAAGCCAGUGGCUGGUUCCCCAAAUCGUAUGUGAAAGAGAUUACUGCCAAUCAAGCUGCUGUGGUUGAUGGUCUCAAUGAGUACUAUAUGGCUCUGUAUUUGUACGCUUCCGCUGAAGCCGGGGAUCUGACAUUCAAUCAAGGAGAGGUUAUAUUGGUCACUAAGAAGGAAGGCGAUUGGUGGACAGGCACUAUAGGAGACAGAAAUGGAAUUUUCCCGGCCAAUUAUGUAGAGAAAUGCGAUGCUCCAGAUCAGGGUGUCUCUAUGACUACUAACGAGCCUGAAACAAUUACGACUGCUGCGACGCCUACGGACGCAACUGCAAUUAGCCAUGAAGCUCCGGUAGUCCAAGCAGCACUGCAAGAGGAAAAGACUGCUGAGCAGCUCGAAGAUGAACGAGCGGCCGCGGAAGAUAGAGCAGAAUUGCCAGACUUUACCGCAAUGGCUGCGCAGCAGUAUUAUAAGCGAGGAAGGAAACCUGAAAUUGUUCAAGUUCUUGCACCGUAUCAAGCUACCAGUUCUGAGCAGUUAGACUUACAGAAAGGACAGUUAAUAAUGAUACGUAAGAAAACUGACAGUGGCUGGUGGGAAGGAGAGUUACAGGCACGCGGUAAGAAGAGACAAAUUGGUUGGUUCCCAGCAUCUUAUGUCAAACCUUUGACCAGUAGUAGUAAUCGAAGUACACCAGUCUCUCAUGGUUACCAAGAGUCUCCCACAGAUCCAAAUGUUGAGCGUGUCAUGGCGUUAUACCCGUACCAGGCACAAAAUGAGGAUGAGUUAAGCUUUGAGAAAGGUGAUGUUAUAGUCGUGACUGCCAAAGACGAAGCAGCGUGGUGGAAAGGCGAAUUGAACGGAUUGUCUGGUGUAUUUCCCAGUAAUUAUGUAUCACCUAUGUCUAAUGAGACGACAACUGACCCAAUGACUGAUCUGGAUUCGAUGGAAAGAAAACGUCAAGAAUACAUAAAAGAACUUAUUACCACCGAACAAGCGUAUAUAGAAGACAUGAGACUCGUCCACGAGGUAUUUGAGAAGCCUCUUAUUGAAAGCUUAGUUUUAACUGUAGACGAAGUCGACAAAAUAUUCGUCAACUGGAGAGAUAUCAUUGCCUGUAACGAUAACUUUUUAAGAACACUGAGAAUACGACGAGAUAACAGCGAAGGAGAAAUCGUAAGAAUGAUCGGGGACAUUUUAUGCGAGAAUAUACCCAGAAUGUCAGCGUACAUUAGGUUCUGCAGUUGUCAGAUAUCUGCCGCUGUGUAUCUUCAACGAUUGACCGAAACUGUCCCAGAAUUUGUUGAAGUAGCGCACACGUGUCAGCAAGACCCACGUACAAAAGGAAUGCCUUUAAGUUCGUUUUUGAUAAAACCCAUGCAGAGGAUAACAAAGUACCCUCUUAUUAUUGGCAAAAUUUUAGAACACACACCGGUCGUUCAUCCCGAUAGACAGUAUCUUCAAGAGGCACUGGCCAAGGCGGAAGAAUUUUGUACUCAGGUGAACGAGGGAGUUAGAGAAAAAGAGAACAGUGAUAGAUUAGAAUGGUUGCAAACGCAUGUGGCCUGCGACGGUCUGGAAGAGCAACUUAUUUUUAAUUCUUUAACUAAUUCCUUAGGUCCACGAAAGCUUCUUCACUUCGGUAUACUUCAUAAGGCAAAAAGUGGAAAGGAACUCGUUGGAUUUCUCACGAACGACUUCCUGUUGUUCGCCCAACCAAUGCUCGCGAAAAAAUCAUUUCCCAGCGGACAACAGUUUUCGUUCGAACGAAACGAGCAUCAAAAAUUCAAGAUGUAUAGAAAGCCAAUAUUUCUAAGCGAAUUGUUCUUAGGAGACUCGGAUACCAAUGGGAACGUUAGUAGUUUGAGUUGGGGAGAGGGUACAGAAAACUCGAGCAAAAUACUUCGUUUACGAGAUCAGAAGAAAUCGAUAAUAUUAUUGGCAGCGUCGCCAGGCGAAUGUUCUCUAUGGGUCAGAAGAAUUACAGAAGCGAGAAAGAAAUUCUUGGAGAACGAGAAGACUCGUCUGCAAAGGCAGAGAUCAAAACAGGCACAGUUCGGAGCGUGCGGCAGAAUUCUCGUUACAGUACUCGAAGGUUUCAAUUUAAAGGCAACACCUGUUCGCAGGCGACCACCACAGGGUAGACUUCGGUUAGUAGUUGUGGAAGCUGAGGACAUUACGGUACCAAAAAAAGGGAAGUGCAAUACAUUUUGCAAAGUGAGCAUGGGUUCGCAAGAAGAGAGAACAGGUGUCGUAUCGGGAACGGAUUGUCCUUUGUGGGAUGCAUCGAUGCAGUUUCAAGUGAAGGAUUUGCUUGAAGAUACGCUGUGCAUUACAGUAUUUGACAAAGGCUAUUACAGCCCUGACGAAUUUCUUGGUCGAGCGGAAAUAAGGGUUGCAGAUAUAAUGAGAGACAGCAAAGACUCGUGUGGGCCAAUUCAGAAGCGUAUCCGCUUGCGUGAAGUUGAAACGGGUACCGUAGUCUUGAAACUGGAUUUACGGCUGUUUGGCAAUCGAUAAAAAGGCGUUGAUUACACAUAGAGGUAAAUGCUAAAGCUACUA
Dufourea novaeangliae is the source of this 5987-nucleotide messenger RNA. It is a transcript of the gene Dap160, whose product is annotated as intersectin-1-like. NCBI's taxonomy places the organism in Eukaryota, Metazoa, Arthropoda, Insecta, Hymenoptera, Halictidae. Gene Ontology annotation, biological process: positive regulation of Rho protein signal transduction. Gene Ontology annotation, molecular function: calcium ion binding; protein binding; guanyl-nucleotide exchange factor activity. The record is from RefSeq and is a predicted model, not a curated record.